CUUAUUGGCUGAGCGUCUCAAGGGCUCGGGACGUGAUUGGCCCUUGCUUUCAGUCGGAGGGAGGCACGCGGCUGGGGUGCAUGGCCCAAGAGCAGGGAGGGGGCCCGGAGGAGGGGCGCGAGCUCUGGCGUCGGGUGUUUUGGUUUGGAUUUUUUUUUUUUUCCGCGAAAGAAGUUUGCUUUGGCCACGCCUCAAGGCUGCCGCCUCCUCCGGCCCCCUCCUCCGCCCCUGGGCGCACACCUCUGGGUGCAGAUUGCAAAGCUCCCUUUUCUUUGCGAGAAGUGCAAAUUUUGCUAGAGCCAGAGGCUCGCCCACCUGGUACAGAAGGAGCGCGCGCCUGUGUCCCUUGGGGACCCACAGUUGCAAAGAGACAGCUGCUUGAUUUGGUCACCCACUCGCCGAGACUAUAGGAUCCUCCCGGGACACUCUUUUUGAGUUGCACCUUUCUGCAGACGAGACUGGCUGACCCUCUCCGCGCUCUUAGGAUUUGCAGCGUUCUGAUAACUGGAGGCUUGCACGCCGCGCUCGCCCGACCCUGGAACACACUCGCCCGAACCACAGGAGUGUGAGAGAGACUGACAUAUCAUCUCUUCGACUUUAUGAGCUCAUGAACCUGGGAGCAGGUGCCCGGCAAUGGCGCGGCCUCUGAGCGACAGGACCCCGGGUCCCCUGCUGCUGGGUGGUCCGGCCGGGGCCCCCCCUGGCGGGGGAGCGCUGCUUGGGCUGAGGAACCUUCUGCAGGGAACCAGCAAGCCCAAAGAGCCGGCCAGCUGUCUCCUGAAGGAAAAGGAACGCAAGGCAACUCUGCCCUCAGCCCCCGUCCCGGGACCCGGCCUGGAGACGGCGGGCCCAGCCGAUGCCCCGACUGGGGCGGUUGGUGGCGGUGGGUCCCCGCGGGGGCGCUCAGGGCCAGCGGCUGGCCCGAGUCUUUUUGCGCCGCUGCUGUGGGAACGCUCUCUGCCUUUCGGCGACGUGGAAUACGUGGACCUAGACGCCUUCUUGCUGGAGCACGGGCUACCGCCGAGCCCGCCACCCCUCGGGGGCCUGUCGCAGGCACCCUCUCCAGCGCGCACGCCCGCGCCCUCCCCCGGGCCGGGCUCUUGUGGCUCCUCUUCCCCCCGCUCCUCACCCGGGCACGCCCCCGCGCGGGACACUCUGGGAGCCGCCGGCGGCCACCGCGCAGGCUUGACCUCUAGGGACACACCCAGUCCUGUGGACCCAGACACCGUGGAGGUGCUAAUGACCUUUGAACCUGAUCCAGCUGAUCUCGCCCUGUCAAGCAUUCCAGGCCAUGAGACUUUUGACCCUCGGAGACACCGCUUCUCAGAGGAGGAACUGAAGCCUCAGCCAAUCAUGAAGAAGGCAAGGAAAGUCCAGGUGCCGGAGGAACAGAAGGAUGAGAAAUACUGGAGCCGGAGGUACAAGAACAACGAGGCAGCCAAGAGGUCCCGAGACGCACGGAGACUCAAGGAGAACCAGAUCUCGGUGCGGGCGGCCUUCCUGGAGAAAGAGAACGCCCUGCUGCGGCAGGAGGUGGUGGCUGUGAGGCAGGAGCUGUCCCACUACCGUGCUGUGCUCUCACGCUACCAGGCCCAGCACGGGACCCUGUGAGGCCACUUCCACCCUACCAGGGCUGACUUCUGAUCCUUGCUGAGACUUGUACCUGACACCCUCCUCCCUCCUCAUCCCAUGGCCAGUGCUCUGGCCAGCUAGGUGCCCCAGGGACGUCAUGAUGCAGACAAAUACAUUUAUAUUUUUAAGAAAAAGCUAGCCUUCCCCCACCUCCCUCACUGGGGUGGGGAGGGUCCUGUGUGCACUCUUAGCACGUAGGGGAACCCAUCCGCCCACCGCCUCCGUCAACACAAUCCUGAAUAAAUCUUGAGAACCCAGGAGCCAGCUGUUGUGGCGGACAAAGCAGCUACUGGCUCUGACUCAAAGCUGCAGCUCAAGCGGUGUGCUGCUACUUAGGGGCAGGAGUAACUCAAAGUGCUGUCAGACGGAAGGGGCAAAGGUCUAGAGGAAAGCGAUGCCUUUAUUGCAUAGACCUUUUCAAUUGCUGUUUAGACUAGUGACAGGGACAAGAAGACACAGAACAUGAAAAGUGACUCUCCCCACCGGCGAGGGGAAGAUCAUUAGUGCAAAUCUGGGGACUGCCUUGGGGAACCUGCCCCUCAAGGGCUGAUUGACCAAUCAAGUUGAGGCACCAGAGGAGGCAAGAAGCAGCCCUGGCGGGCCGUGAGCUGAACCCUUGCUAGCUCAUACAUUCCAGGCCCCGUCAUUGGGCAUCAAGGAAGGCAGGCC
Messenger RNA from Acomys russatus (golden spiny mouse), 2301 nucleotides. RefSeq names its product D-box binding PAR bZIP transcription factor (gene Dbp). Gene Ontology annotation, cellular component: nucleus. The transcript is spliced from 4 exons. Gene Ontology annotation, biological process: regulation of transcription by RNA polymerase II. Lineage: Eukaryota; Metazoa; Chordata; Mammalia; Rodentia; Muridae. The coding region runs from base 634 to 1611 and encodes 325 amino acids. Gene Ontology annotation, molecular function: DNA-binding transcription factor activity, RNA polymerase II-specific; RNA polymerase II cis-regulatory region sequence-specific DNA binding. The record is from RefSeq and is a predicted model, not a curated record.